GGACCAGGUCUGACUUAAGAUGCUGCGAUGAUGAGGUACUCAAUGUGGUACUCACCUUUGAUAUUGUGGGGCAGGUGCACGUCGAGUACUGCUCGCCUGCAGUUUGACCCCGCCCUUCCGGCCUUGACAGAUACCUUAGACAUCGAUCUCACCAUAUGAAUAUCAUUCAGAUGAUGGCUUCAACCAGUGAAAGCGUCGGGUCAAUUGCUGAUAUCCGUCUUCAACUUAUUUGUCUCGGUGGAUACGACAACUCGCCGUUUUUCAGUACAUCGACGUCACUGACUUGAGCCUAGGCUCCCUACGAGCAACCAAGGCCAUUGCAUGGACCAGCAUCUUUCCCAUAUAUUAUUUCAUGAUCGGCACUUUCAACGAAGUCCCUGAUGCGCAGAUAUCCUUUUACGCUGGCCUCCUCAUUGCAAUAUUCACCUUUUCCGAAUUCCUCAGUGGCAUGAUCUGGUCCCGCGUCAGUGACAAGAUCGGUCGGAAGAGAUGCCUUCUCAUCGGUUCAGUGUGUUGCAUGAUAACUUCAGGAUGGCUUCGUAUUUCACAUUCCAUAGCCAGUGCUGCCGCAUCGAGGGCUUUUGGUGGUCUUCUCAACCCCAACACCGGGUUAGUUCCAGCGUGUACUGUUGAGGUUGCAAGAAAGGAUGGGCAAAGAGGUUAGUUUUGAAGCAACAUUAGAGCUACUGAAUGCUGACAAGACAGGGGAGAGAAGCCUCUACUUUGUCCUUUGUGACGUUUAUUAGGUCUCUGGAAUAUGUACGACACAUGGACAGCUUGUGGAUACUCCACUCAGAAGCCUUGCCUUGAUCUAACCCAUACCAGCAAUCUCAUCGGUCCAGUUCUUGGAGGCAUGUUGGCAGAUCCAGGCAAAAACUACCCGUCAGUGUUCCCACCUGGUUCCAUAUGGACAACCUAUCUAUUUUUGCUACCCAAUCCCGUGGUAGUGUCUCUGCAGCUGUUUGCGUUGAUCUUCGCCCUCUCUUCUUAGAGGAGACGCACCCGGAGCUCCAAGAAAUUCCGGACUGGGCCCUUGCAGUAGGCCGUGACAUUGUUGGAAGGCAAUCCUCGCACGGGCAGGAAUAUGACUAUGAGAUGGUUGACACUAAUCAGGAGGGCUUUAAAAGUUUAGAGACACUUGACAAUAUCUAGCAAGAGGAUAUCAGCAAUGUCUCUGACCACGAAGACGACAAGAUCAUACGUCCAAUGAGAGCCUUGACCAAGCAGCUCAUCCUCCAGACUUUAUCCGUCUCUCUCCUGGCCUUCCACAAAGUCUCUUCAGAUGCCAUCAUGCCUGCCUACCUCGCGGCUCCCCCAGACAUUUCAACACAGAAGCUGGCCGGUGCUUUCGGGUACGGUGGUCCAACAAAAGGCUUCAUACUCUUGUCUCAUGCCAUAAUUGCAGCCAUCGCCCAAAUACGGUUCGUGUCGUGGUUUACCAACAAGAUGGGGCCACUCCAGGCAUACCGUGUCGUGCUCUGCGCCUACCCGGUCGUCUACACCGUUACACCAUUUCCGCCUGGGACUCUCAGUGACGUCCAGCACAUUGGCACUAAUGCUGGUUGUUCUGGAGUUGUGGUUCAACGUUGUGUUGUCAUCGAUUGGGUACAUUUGCUCGACCAUUUUCCGAACGUUUCCUCGCUCGAACCAAUAGCGCAGCGGCUCCAUUUGGUUGCCUGGCGCGAUCGGUAG
Podospora pseudopauciseta is the source of this 1692-nucleotide messenger RNA. RefSeq lists its product as uncharacterized. The transcript has 2 exons. NCBI's taxonomy places the organism in Eukaryota, Fungi, Ascomycota, Sordariomycetes, Sordariales, Podosporaceae. The record is from RefSeq and is a predicted model, not a curated record. Bases 1207 to 1692 code for a protein of 161 amino acids.